Sinocyclocheilus anshuiensis is the source of this 723-nucleotide messenger RNA. RefSeq names its product G-protein coupled receptor 54-like. Gene Ontology annotation, cellular component: plasma membrane. The transcript is spliced from 3 exons. Gene Ontology annotation, biological process: G protein-coupled receptor signaling pathway. The record is from RefSeq and is a predicted model, not a curated record. The coding region runs from base 34 to 723 and encodes 229 amino acids. Gene Ontology annotation, molecular function: G protein-coupled receptor activity. NCBI's taxonomy places the organism in Eukaryota, Metazoa, Chordata, Actinopteri, Cypriniformes, Cyprinidae.
ACUGCACAGGCAACCUGCAUCACUUUGUCUGCAAUGAGUGUGGAUAGUUUUUACGUGACCGUCUAUCCACUACAGUCCCUCCGUCAUCGAACACCACAGAUGGCUCUGUCUGUAUGCACCACUAUUUGGAUAUGUUCAUUGCUUCUUUCAGUGCCGAUAGCUUUGUAUCAGCACACAGAGUCUUCGUUCUGGUUCGGUCCACAGACAUACUGCACUGAGGCAUUUCCCUCUCUCAUUCAUAAGAGGGCUUACAUUCUUUACUCCUUCUUGGCUGUUUACCUGCUGCCUCUGAUCACCAUCUGCAUGUGUUACACUUUCAUGUUGAAAUGCAUGGGUCAAGCCACGGUGGAACCUGUUCAUGGCUGUAACCAGCUGCAGACGUCAGCAGAACGGGUUGAAGCAGUGCGGACCAGAGUAUCCAGAAUGGUGGUUGUGAUGGUGCUGCUGUUUCUGGUCUGCUGGGGUCCAAUCCAGAUACUGAUUCUCUUACAAGCAUUCUGUUCUGAAGAUGUGAGUCACAGUUAUACACUCUACAAACUAAAAAUCUGGGCUCACUGCAUGUCCUAUUCCAAUUCCUCCAUAAACCCCGUUAUCCACGCCUUCAUGGGUGCCAACUUCAGAAAGACCUUCAGAAGUGUGUUCCCUUUGAUCUUCAAAAGGAACGCAAGAACAACCAAGCCUCUCCCCACCUAUAACAGAGAGAUGAACUUUCUUUCAUCCUGA